UCGACCUGAACGGGUCAGCCACAUCAAAGGAUCGAGGAGCGCUGCGUUAUCACUACAUCUCAGAUUCCAUCAUCAACAGACUGUCUGCAACAGGCUACAGGUGAAUCUACUGUACACUGCAGGACAGAGCUUGUCAUGAGGGCGGCGUGUGUGAUCAUCUUGGCCUCUCUGGCGGUGUUCAUGUCACCCGGGAUCCAGUGCCAGACUCUGCCGGGUGAGGGUGACCCGUCUCUGGGUGAGCUGUUCCAGCGCGCGGAGAGUCUGCUGCUCCGCUCCAUUCUCACACAGAUGGAGGACGAGAACAACGCCGAUGGAGAGCAGACGGAGUGGCUGGAGAAGAGACAGCACCCGGGCAAGCGGCAGCAUCCCGGGAAGCGGCUGUCUCUGGAGCAGGUGAUGCUGGAGGAGCCCACCGCGCAGAGCGAGCCGGCCAAACGCCAGCACCCCGGGAAACGCUACCUGAUGCUGCUCCACAAACGACAGCAUCCCGGCCGGCGCGAGCUGCAAGAGGCAGCGGGAGACUUUUCGGACCUAGCCAAACGCCAGCAUCCCGGGAAGAGACUGUGUGAGGACUGGGACGUGUCCGGCUGCGAUCAAGCCAGCGUCCUGCUCGAGCUUCUGGACAACGUGAACAAAAGUCGCGCAGAGGAGAAGAGACAGCAUCCCGGGAAGCGCUUUGAGCUGGAGGACGAUCUCACGGAGCAGGAGUCGCUGUAGGGAGCGACUGAAAGGCUUUACCGAGUUGUCCGAGUUGUUAAAACGGGCGUGUUCAUUGUUUUCCACAGCAUCCGAUUCAUGGAAAACGCGGUUACACUUUAUUGUAAGGUGUCUUUGUUACACUGUAGGCUA
Sinocyclocheilus anshuiensis is the source of this 849-nucleotide messenger RNA. RefSeq names its product thyrotropin-releasing hormone (gene trh). The transcript is spliced from 4 exons. Gene Ontology annotation, cellular component: secretory granule; extracellular region. Gene Ontology annotation, biological process: histamine metabolic process; eating behavior; negative regulation of glutamate secretion. Bases 136 to 717 code for a protein of 193 amino acids. The record is from RefSeq and is a predicted model, not a curated record. NCBI's taxonomy places the organism in Eukaryota, Metazoa, Chordata, Actinopteri, Cypriniformes, Cyprinidae. Gene Ontology annotation, molecular function: thyrotropin-releasing hormone activity.